UUUCCGCCCGCUCCGGGCUCCCGGGCUGCGGCGCUCUGGCCCGGCGGCGGCGACCCGCGGGGGGGGGUCGAGGAUGCGGCGCGGGGCGGCCCGGCGCCCCCCUGUCCUGUCACGGCAGCCGCGGCGGCAGCGGGGACCCGGCGGGGGCGGGCGGCCCGAGCCGCGGUAGCGGCGGCGGCGGCAGGGGCGGCCUGAGGGCGGGCGGGCGGGCUCCCGGGCGCGGGGCUCCUCGCUCCGCACGGCCCGGCUCGGCCCCGGCGCCAUGAGCGGCGGCGGCGGCGGCGGCGGCGGCGGCGGGGGCUCGGCCAGUCGCUUCGCGGACUACUUCGUCAUCUGCGGGCUGGACACCGACACCGGGCUGGAGCCGGACGAGCUUUCGGCAUUAUGCCAGUACAUACAGGCUUCUAAAGCCAGGGAUGGUGCCAGCCCUUUCAUUUCAAGUACGACUGAAGGAGAAAAUUUUGAACAGACACCAUUGAGACGAACAUUCAAAUCUAAGGUCCUUGCACGAUAUCCAGAAAAUGUAGAGUGGAAUCCUUUUGACCAAGAUGCAGUGGGAAUGCUGUGCAUGCCCAAAGGGCUGGCAUUCAAGACCCAGGCUGAUACCAGGGAACCCCAGUUCCAUGCCUUUAUUAUCACAAGGGAGGAUGGUUCUCGGACAUUUGGGUUUGCACUCACAUUUUUUGAGGAAGUGACUAGCAAGCAGAUCUGCAGUGCAAUGCAGACCCUCUACCACAUGCAUAAUGCUGAAUAUGAUGUCCUACAUGCUCCCACUGCUGAUGGCCAAGACCAUUGUAGCAUGGAGGAUGGUGAAGGCACGCCAGGGACCAAACUGCAGCGCUUCAACUCGUAUGACAUUAGCCGGGACACACUUUAUGUCUCUAAGUGUAUCUGCCUCAUCACACCCAUGUCCUUCAUGAAAGCAUGUCGAAGUGUGCUGGAACAACUUCACCAGGCAGUCACUUCACCUCAGCCUCCUCCACUGCCCCUUGAGAGCUAUAUAUACAAUGUACUGUAUGAGGUGCCACUCCCACCUCCUGGCCGGUCCUUGAAGUUUUCUGGGGUAUAUGGGCCAGUAAUUUGCCAGAGGCCAAGUACCAACGAGCUUCCUCUAUUCGACUUUCCUGUCAAAGAGGUCUUUGAGUUGCUUGGGGUGGAGAAUGUGUUUCAGCUUUUUACUUGUGCUCUUUUGGAGUUUCAAAUCCUGCUCUACUCACAACAUUACCAGAGACUGAUGACUGUGGCGGAGACGAUUACAGCUCUCAUGUUUCCUUUCCAGUGGCAGCAUGUAUAUGUCCCUAUUCUCCCGGCUUCUCUUCUACAUUUCUUAGAUGCUCCUGUUCCAUACUUGAUGGGCUUGCAUUCUAAUGGCCUGGAUGAUCGUUCAAAGCUGGAGCUGCCUCAAGAGGCCAACCUUUGCUUUGUGGACAUUGACAACCACUUCAUUGAGCUACCGGAAGAUUUGCCUCAGUUUCCUAACAAAUUGGAAUUUGUCCAGGAAGUUUCUGAGAUCCUCAUGGCAUUUGGUAUUCCUCCAGAAGGGAACCUUCACUGCAGUGAGAGUGCAUCCAAGCUGAAGAGGCUCCGGGCCUCUGAACUGGUCUCUGACAAGAGGAAUGGGAAUAUUGCUGGCUCCCCUUUGCACUCCUAUGAGCUCCUCAAGGAGAAUGAAACGAUCGCUCGGCUCCAGGCUUUGGUCAAGAGGACUGGAGUGAGUCUAGAAAAGCUGGAAAUGCGUGAAGACCCUAGCACUAAUAAGGAUCUCAAAGUUCAGUGUGAUGAAGAAGAACUCAGGAUUUACCAACUAAACAUUCAGAUUCGGGAGGUUUUUGCAAAUCGGUUCACUCAGAUGUUUGCAGAUUAUGAGGUGUUUGUUAUUCAGCCUAGCCAGGAUAAAGAAUCCUGGUUUACCAAUAGGGAACAGAUGCAAAACUUUGAUAAAGCAUCUUUUCUGUCAGAUCAGCCUGAGCCUUACCUACCCUUCCUCUCAAGAUUCCUGGAGACUCAGAUGUUUGCUUCUUUCAUUGACAACAAAAUCAUGUGUCACGAUGAUGAUGAUAAAGAGCCUGUGCUUAGAGUAUUUGAUUCCCGAGUAGACAAGAUCAGGCUAUUGAAUGUCCGGACACCUACUCUCCGCACAUCCAUGUAUCAGAAGUGUACCACUGUAGAUGAAGCAGAGAAAGCAAUUGAGCUACGUCUGGCAAAAAUCGACCAUACUGCAGUUCACCCCCAUUUACUUGACAUGAAGAUUGGCCAAGGGAAGUAUGAGCCAGGCUUCUUCCCUAAGCUUCAAUUUGAUGUGCUUUCUACUGGGCCAGCCAGCAAUAAGUGGACAAAAAGGAAUGCUCCUGCCCAGUGGAGACGAAAAGAUAGGCAGAAGCAACACACAGAACACCUACGUCUAGACAAUGACCAGAGAGAGAAGUAUAUCCAGGAAGCCAGGAGCAUGGGUAGCACCAUCCGCCAGCCCAAACUAUCCAACCUCUCACCAUCAGUGAUUGCCCAAACCAACUGGAAGUUUGUAGAGGGCCUACUAAAGGAAUGCCGCAACAAGACCAAGAGGAUGCUGGUGGAGAAGAUGGGCCGAGAAGCUGUGGAGCUCGGACAUGGGGAAGUGAACAUCACAGGGGUGGAAGAGAACACCUUGAUUGCCAGCCUGUGUGACCUCUUGGAAAGGAUUUGGAGUCAUGGAUUACAGGUGAAACAGGGGAAAUCAGCUUUGUGGUCCCACUUGUUACACUAUCAGGAUAACCGUCAGAGAAAACUCACGUCAGGGAGCCUUAGUACCUCAGGAAUACUUCUUGAUUCAGAACGGAGGAAAUCUGAUGCCAGCUCUGUCAUGUCUCCCCUGAGGGUCUCCCUCAUUCAGGAUAUGAGACACAUCCAAAACAUCGGGGAAAUCAAGACUGACGUAGGAAAGGCCAGAGCAUGGGUGCGGCUGUCAAUGGAAAAAAAAUUACUCUCUCGACACCUGAAGCAACUUCUCUCAGACCAUGAACUCACCAAAAAGCUGUAUAAGCACUAUGCCUUCCUGCUCUGUGACGAUGAGAAGGAGCAGUUCCUCUACCACCUCCUCUCCUUCAAUGCCGUGGAUUACUUCUGCUUCACCAGUGUCUUCACCACUAUCUUGAUCCCAUACCACAUCUUGAUUGUACCAAGCAAGAAGCUGGGGGGCUCCAUGUUCACUGCUAACCCAUGGAUCUGCAUCUCAGGAGAACUGGGUGAGACACAGAUCCUGCAAAUUCCCAGGAACCUGUUAGAGAUGACCUUUGAGUGUCAGAACUUGGGGAAGCUUACUACUGUGCAGAUAGGCCAUGAUAACUCGGGACUAUAUGCUAAAUGGCUGGUGGAGUAUGUGAUGGUCAGGAAUGAGAUCACAGGACAUACUUACAAGUUCCCAUGUGGCCGGUGGUUGGGCAAAGGCAUGGAUGAUGGAAGCUUGGAGCGGGUCCUCGUUGGUGAGCUGCUCACAUCCCAGCCUGAGGCAGACGAGAGACCAUGUCGGACCCCACCUUUGCAACAAUCUCCCAGCGUUAUCAGGAGGCUCGUAACCAUCUCGCCAAACAAUAAGCCUAAACUCAAUACUGGACAGAUCCAGGAGUCCAUUGGGGAGGCAGUAAAUGGCAUUGUGAAGCACUUCCAUAAGCCUGAGAAAGAGCGAGGCAGCCUGACUUUGUUGCUUUGUGGAGAAUGUGGCCUGGUUUCAGCACUGGAGCAGGCUUUCCAACAUGGAUUUAAAUCACCUCGGCUCUUCAAAAAUGUUUUCAUUUGGGAUUUCUUGGAAAAAGCACAAACCUAUUAUGAAACGUUGGAGCAGAAUGAAGUUGUCCCUGAGGAAAAUUGGCAUACAAGGGCCCGGAACUUCUGCCGAUUUGUCACUGCAAUCAACAAUACUCCCCGGAACAUUGGAAAGGACGGCAAAUUUCAGAUGCUGGUGUGCUUGGGAGCCAGAGAUCACCUCCUACACCACUGGAUUGCCCUGCUGGCUGACUGCCCCAUCACUGCACACAUGUAUGAAGAUGUUGCGCUCAUCAAAGACCACACACUUGUUAAUUCUUUGAUCCGAGUGCUGCAGACGUUGCAGGAGUUCAACAUCACACUGGAAACAUCCCUCAUAAAGGGCAUCGACAUCUGACCUUGCAGCACCAGCUAGCAGCAGGAUCGAGAUUGGCUCACCCUGCAACUCGGACUGACCCAAGACGCUGUGCAGGAGCUGGAGAGAUGUACACUCACUGUAAAAAGAAAACUAGAGGAUUUUUGGAAUAAAUAAUCUAUUUUAGAGUUUAUUUGAUGAUUUGCUUUUUACACACUUUCAUGUGAAAGAGUGAUAGAGAGAGGGAGACGAGGUUGGUGCCGCUUAUUUUGAAGCUGGUGUUCUCCCUCGCUGUGGCCGCCUGCUGGGGGCCUGCGGUCUCCCUGGACUGAGCCUUAGACCGUGUGUGGGGCACUUGUACGUCUUUGCCCUGCCAUGUUAAUGAGGCUACUCCACAUUGUUUUUAAACUAAUGUUUUCUACAUUAACAUUACUACGGAUAUUUGGCUUUCAUGGGCCACACACAGGUGUGCUUAGCGAGCAGCCCCAAGCUCCAGUCAAAAGGAGUUUUAGUCGUGCCUCUACAAGCACUGAUGAGUCAGUCCCAUUUCUUUCUUUCUUCCUUUCUUUCUUUCUUUCUUUCUUUCUUUCUUUCUUUCUUUCUUUCUUUUUUUCUUUCUUUUCUUCUUCUUUUUUUUGUCAGUAUUAUUUGGGAAGCAGACAUGCUGGCAUGUGUCAUCAUGCAGAAAAACCAUGCUUUCUCUUGGCAUGAAGUUGCACAGAAGUAAACAUAAGCAUGUUUUAACAAGUUUUCCUUUUUAAAAAAUAUUUAUUUAACCCUCUAUUAUGUUUUAUGUUAUUUUCCUUUUUUUUUUAUAGAAAGGAAAGCUUGUCACAGUUUAACUGGCUAUGUUAUUAUUGUUAAACUUAUGUUGUUUUGCAACUUAGAAACCAGCUACAGAAUGACCCACUUAAUAAAACACCUGAAACAAAA
Molecule: messenger RNA, 5026 nt
Organism: Erinaceus europaeus (western European hedgehog)
Lineage: Eukaryota; Metazoa; Chordata; Mammalia; Eulipotyphla; Erinaceidae
Gene: DENND5A
Product: DENN domain containing 5A
Exons: 23
Coding region: 263-4135 (1290 amino acids)
Molecular function (GO): guanyl-nucleotide exchange factor activity; small GTPase binding
Source: RefSeq, a predicted model, not a curated record